GCAAUUGGCCGACGCACAAGGAAGAGAGCGGAAACUUUGUUUAUAAACAGAAAGUUCCCACCAGGCGCGGUUUUUUUUUUCUUCGUAUCGCAUUUUUAUCGACACGACAAGGCGGUACUCGUGACGAAAGUAACGCGUUAAUCCAGUUUUCCGGUGAGGCUCCUGGUUCUUCCGGGUGAUCCUCAGCCAGCAGAGGUGAAGUCUGCUGUUCUGGUUGGGUGCGAGCAAUAAAUAGCCUUGUGUCCUGGGUGUGGAGCAGCAGAGCGCCCCUAGGGAGGAAGCAGAGUAGAGCACGAGCCUUCCGGGAGCCACAGCAUGAGCAACCAGGGUGAAAAGCUGCUGCCACUGCGGCGCCUGGAGGCACCAAUCCACAAGUUCAUCAAAGUGGCUAUCCCAACAGACCUAGAGAGACUGCGUAAGCACCAGAUGAACAUUGAGAAGUACCAGCGCUGCAAGCAGUGGGAUCGCUUGCAUCAAGAGCACAUCAACGCCAGCCGCACAGUGCAGCAACUGAGAGCAAACCUGCGGGAGAUGGAGACGCUGUGUGGACGGGUGCGGAGGGAGGACGCACGGGCCCUAGAGAAGCUGGUGCAGCCCAUCAGGGAGCAUGCCUCCAAAGCCGCCCAUGACUUUCUGAAGCUGCAUGCUGAGACAGCUAACGUGCAGCCGGCCGCACCGCCUGCACCGCCCACGAACUCUGAGGAGGCCCUUGGAGGAGGACCCACCGCACAGGGCCUUGUGUCUGGUAGUGAGGAAGACAAGGGCCCCGAACCAGCUCAGGUUCAGCUCCAGCUACCAGAGAUCCCUCAGGACCAGAAUGCAGCUGAGUCCUGGGAGUCGCUGGAGGAGGACCUGCUGGAACUGAACGGCCUGGUAAACGAAUUCUCGGAGCUGGUGCAUUCCCAACAGGAGAAGAUUGACAGCAUCGAGGACCACGUCAGCGCCGCUGCUGCAAAUGUGGAGGAAGGGUCCCAGAGCCUAGGGAAGGCUGUUAAGUACAAGAUGGCAGUAUUGCCAGUGGCGGGUGCCCUGCUGGGCGGGGUUGUGGGCGGGCCCUUGGGGCUGUUGGCUGGAUUCAAGAUAGCGGGCGUGGCAGCCGCUGUGGGAGGUGGCGUGCUGGGCUUUGCUGGCGGGAACCUCAUCCAGAAGAACCGCCGGGCCAAGGUGGACCUUCAGCUCCAGGGCCUCUCCAGUAGCAGGCAGGAGGCGGACUGUAAGGAUAAGUGAGUUGGCUGAAGGGUGUUUGAAGGUGGGAGGAGUCUGCCUGCCCCCAUCUGCUGACUCGUCCUCUGCUCCACCUUCUCCUUCUGUGUGAAAUUCUGAGGCUGAACACGAAUGGAUGUUAUUGGAUGAAGCAUCCCAGCUUCUCUGUCCUGGCCCUGCUGGAACUCAACCCGCAAACUACAGCCCAGGACUGCGGUUCGCAUACUGGUGCUCUGUCUGAGAGAGAUGCACUGUUGGGUAACCUCAGAUGAGUUCCUGAAAUGCAACUGCUACACCUUCUGAAUGAUCCUGUUUUUGACCUUCUCCAAGAUGGUGAGAUAUUUCUUCACACACCUGGGACGUGGGCUGCCUGAUUUCCGAUGACACUGGAUGAAGUUCUUCUCUGCUGAUGUGUAACACUGUGGAGAGGAAGCAAUACAGACACCACUCUGGAGAUGCAGAUAAGGAUACAGGUUUAGGGUUCAACCCCGAGUGGCCGUAUUUCUUCCGAGUGAAAAUCCCUCUCCCGGUUACCUGAGCACAUCUUAACUGUGAAACCUCAAACACCUACCUGUCCAUCCGACAUCCUCUCCUUCAUGCCCACGUCUUCCUCUCUGUCCAAACUCUUGGGUUCGAUUCAUUCAGACACAGUAAUGUGGUAGCACGAAGGUAACAGAUGAUGCUUCUACUCGCACAGGAGUGUAGUGACGUUUGGUUUCAUCCCAAGAGAUUUUUACUCCUUUACGGUAGAGCCCCUGGGCUCUCCUUGCCUUAACUGGAGCCAGUGUGGGGGCUGAUGCCAGGGACAGGUGGACAGUGGACACCUGGAUUGCAGUAAGUGUCUACAGAGGUACAGUACAUGCUGUCUGGGGCAAAGAGCCACAUCUGGUAUCAACGCCCACGCUUUAUGGUCACCCACACUUACUCCCCUCACUAAAUCUAUUAAUAUUGAUUUGGACUUGCUGCUGAGAGCUUUCCAAAGAAACUUGGGGAAACUGUUAAAGGACCCCUUUCCAUUCUGUUGACUUUUUCCUUUACAAAAUGAUCCUGUACUCUUGUGAGCCAACUUUAUUUUGCACUUCUCAUUUUUUGCACAUUUUGCCUUCUUAGAGUUACAGCCAAUUAACUCAGUUGUUGGCCAUUGACAUACAGCUUUAAAAUGUGUGAGUGAGUGGAACGAGGCAUUUUCAGAUUAUGCCUGACCUUUAAAGAGAUCUGUAACAGAGAGCAGUCUGCUUAAGAUGUCUGUUUCAAGGGGGUGAGAGAAUCAUCUGUCGUGGGGUGGCCAUGGGCAGCCCGAGUGGUUUGGGGCUACAGGGCAUCUCAUCCUGGGGGCUGACAGAAUUAACAUAACAGGAGUCUAACUGCUCCUCCUAGCAGGGCUACAUUUUAAUUGUGAACAAAGUCUGGGGUCAAGAUGCUGUGGCACUUCUGCUAUAGAGUGACUUGAGUUGAACCUGCAGCGGUUGAUGUUUGAACUGCCAAAAAUAAAGUUCUUUUUUU
Messenger RNA from Scleropages formosus (Asian bonytongue), 2706 nucleotides. It is a transcript of the gene stx17, whose product is annotated as syntaxin 17. The transcript is spliced from 8 exons. Lineage: Eukaryota; Metazoa; Chordata; Actinopteri; Osteoglossiformes; Osteoglossidae. Gene Ontology annotation, molecular function: SNARE binding; SNAP receptor activity. The record is from RefSeq and is a predicted model, not a curated record. Gene Ontology annotation, biological process: vesicle fusion; exocytosis; intracellular protein transport. Gene Ontology annotation, cellular component: endomembrane system; plasma membrane; autophagosome membrane. Bases 316 to 1227 code for a protein of 303 amino acids.